GGCCCGGUGCGGGGCCGUUUGCCACAGCGCGGGAGGCGGAGGCGGGAGGGGCGCGGUGGUACCGGCACCGCUACCCGGCACCGAGCGGGCCGAGCCGCCCCGGGGGAGGUUGCCUCCCUCCCCUCCUCCUUCCCUCCCAUGCACCGGGGUGCCGCCGGGUCCCGCGCGCUGAUUGGCUGAGGAGAAAAGGGAGACCUGCGUCAGACCGCUGGAGUGACGUCACAGGGGGUUUGUCAAGACUGAGCGGGGAGAAAAGUCACAAUGAAGAACCAAGGUGGGGAGACCAAAGCAGCCCCACAGCCUGCCAGCUCCUCCAAAAUGAGCAGUCUGGUGCUGGAGGAGGGUGACUCACCAGAGGCCACGGCACCCCUGGAAGCUCCUCUCCCACAGGAGGACACCAAGUCCUCCCGCCCUGCCGUGUGCGACGUCUCCGAAGAGCUCAGCAGGCAGCUUGAGGACAUCUUGAACACAUACUGUGUGGAUGCCAGUCAGGAGGGCCCGGGUGAGGAGGGCGGGCAGAGUGAGCCCACUGAGCCCGAAGAGGCUGAGAAGUGUGGGAGUGAGUCACCCAAAAACGGGGAGCAGGAGACAGGCAGCCCCGAGAUGAACGGGGAGAAGGAGAACACCAAGGGGACUGAAGAGUUUCGACCUGGUGAGGAGUGUGGGGAGAGGGACCAGAAGAAAGCUCAGGAAAAGAAGAAAGCCAAAGGCCUGGGCAAAGAAAUCACUUUGCUGAUGCAGACAUUGAACACCCUGAGCACACCAGAGGAAAAACUAGCAGCACUGUGCAAGAAAUACGCUGAGCUGCUGGAAGAGCAUCGUAACUCCCAGAAACAGAUGAAGAUCUUGCAGAAGAAGCAGACACAGCUGGUGCAAGAGAAGGAUCACCUGCAGAGUGAGCAUAGCAAAGCCAUCCUGGCCCGCAGCAAGCUGGAGAGUCUCUGCCGGGAGCUCCAGAGGCACAACCGAACCCUCAAGGAGGAAGGUGUCCAGCGUGCACGGGAGGAAGAAGAGAAGAGGAAGGAGGUGACAUCCCACUUCCAGGUGACACUGAAUGACAUCCAGCUCCAGAUGGAGCAGCACAACGAGAGGAAUGCCAAACUGCGCCAGGAGAACAUGGAGCUGGCAGAGAGGCUCAAGAAGCUCAUUGAGCAGUAUGAGCUGAGGGAGGAGCACAUUGAUAAGGUGUUCAAACACAAGGACUUGCAGCAGCAGCUGGUGGAUGCAAAGCUCCAGCAGGCACAGGAGAUGCUGAAGGAGGCAGAGGAGAGACACCAGAGGGAGAAAGACUUCCUGCUGAAGGAAGCUGUGGAAUCCCAGAGGAUGUGUGAGCUGAUGAAGCAGCAGGAGACCCAUCUCAAGCAGCAGCUGGCUCUCUACACCGAGAAGUUUGAAGAAUUCCAGAACACCCUUUCAAAAAGCAGUGAAGUGUUCACAACAUUUAAACAGGAGAUGGAGAAGAUGACUAAGAAGAUCAAGAAGCUGGAGAAAGAGACCACGAUGUACCGCUCUCGCUGGGAGAGCAGCAACAAAGCUCUCUUGGAGAUGGCUGAAGAGAAAACCCUUCGGGACAAAGAAUUAGAGGGGCUUCAGGUGAAAAUCCAGCGCUUGGAGAAACUGUGCCGAGCUCUGCAAACGGAGCGCAACGACCUCAACAAGAAAGUGCAGGACCUGUGUGCCCACACCCCCCGGGCAGAUCCCGACCUGCUGGAGCCUCUGAAGAACCCAUCCCAGGAGGGCUCCGAGGGGGCUGCAGGAGGUGCUGAGGAUUGCCUGCACUCAGGAAAGCCAACACACAGCACAGAUCCCAUGGAGAGCCCAGGAGAACUGAGCAGGGGAGCCCUGGGGCAGAGCGGGACUGAGGAGGGCUCAGGCUGCAGCUCCCCAGAACUGAGCGCAGCUCCUGGACCUGCCCCGGCCCCCGGACAGCCGGAUCCAGCAUCACCUCCAUCAUCGAAUGAAAGCAAACAAGCAGAGCAGGGAGAACAGAAAUGUUUCCCAGCACUGGAUUCUCCCUCCCUCCCUCCCUUUCCCUUGGGCAGGAGGAGGGAGCUCCAGGACUUGGCUGUUGUUUUUCCAUGCCCUGGCUGGUGGCUCCCUUAUGUGUGAGCCAAGCAAACCAGGGUCACCGAGACCAUUUCUCCUCUUCUGUGUGGGUUUUGUGUAUUGAGCGGAGACAAAAAAGCAGCAGAGGAACAGGGAGGUGCCCAGUUCCCUCCUGGCCUCCCGUGGGGCCUCUGCUCCUCCCAGAACCUGCCAGUGUCUCAGUAGCCUUAUGAUGAUUCACAGUUGCCUCUUUGCUAUACGCACAUGUGCACAAGUGUAUUAAACAGUUAAUCCAAAGGUCUCAUUCCCAA
Messenger RNA from Calypte anna (Anna's hummingbird), 2357 nucleotides. RefSeq names its product taxilin alpha (gene TXLNA). The record is from RefSeq and is a predicted model, not a curated record. The transcript is spliced from 12 exons. The coding region runs from base 262 to 2109 and encodes 615 amino acids. Lineage: Eukaryota; Metazoa; Chordata; Aves; Apodiformes; Trochilidae. Gene Ontology annotation, molecular function: syntaxin binding.